Messenger RNA from Kalmanozyma brasiliensis GHG001, 984 nucleotides. RefSeq names its product Cell division protein GTP binding. Gene Ontology annotation, molecular function: GTPase activity; molecular adaptor activity; GTP binding. Gene Ontology annotation, cellular component: septin ring; microtubule cytoskeleton; cell division site. Gene Ontology annotation, biological process: cytoskeleton-dependent cytokinesis. Bases 1 to 984 code for a protein of 327 amino acids. The transcript has a single exon. The record is from RefSeq and is a predicted model, not a curated record. Lineage: Eukaryota; Fungi; Basidiomycota; Ustilaginomycetes; Ustilaginales.
AUGGCCACCGUUGUCCCGGCGGCCGUCGCCCCCACCACCGGGGCGGACCACACUCCGCUCCAAUCCUACGUCGGAUUCGACUCGAUCACCAAGCAGAUCGAGUCCAAGCUCCUCAAACGCGGCUUCCAAUUCAACGUCAUGGUCGUCGGUCAGACCGGUCUGGGCAAAUCUACACUCAUCAACACGCUCUUUGCCGCGCAUCUCAUCGACACCAAGGGUCGAUUCACCUCCGACGCCCCCAUCCGCUCUACCACCGAGAUCCACCCCGUCUCCCACGUUAUCGUCGAAAACGGCGUUAAGCUGCGACUCAACAUCGUCGAUACGCCGGGGUACGGUGAUCAGGUCAACAACGACAACUGCUGGGAUCCCAUCAUCAAGUACAUCAAGGAUCAGCAUUCUGCCUAUCUGCGCAAGGAGCUGACUGCGCUUCGCGAUCGGUAUAUCGUGGAUACGCGGAUUCACUGUUGUUUGUUCUUCAUCAACCCUACGGGUCACGGGUUGCGCCCGAUCGACGUGACGGUGAUGAAGAAGCUCAGCGACGUUGUUAACGUAGUCCCCGUCAUCGCCAAGUCGGAUUCGCUCACGAUGGACGAGCGCGAUCUGUUCAAAGAGCGAAUUCGCGCCGAGAUGACGUACAAUGCUAUCCGAGCCUACCCCUUCGAUAGCGAGGAUUACGAGGCCGACGAACGCGAUGCUAACGAACGCAUCCGCACCCUCAUCCCCUUCGCCGUCGUCGGCUCCGAACAAUCCGUCGUCAUCGACGGCAAACAGGUCCGUGGCAGAAAGAACCGCUACGGAAUCGUCAACGUCGAAAACGAGAGCCACUGCGAGUUUACCCAUCUGCGCAACUUUUUGACUAGGACGCAUCUGCAGGAUCUCAUCGAAACCACGGCUCAGAUUCACUACGAGGCGUUUAGGUCCAAGCAGCUGCUCGCGUUGAAGGAGAGCUCGUCCAAGGCGCAGGCGAGUCAGCAGGCGCACUAG